This is a messenger RNA of Leptonychotes weddellii (Weddell seal), 2153 nucleotides long. Lineage: Eukaryota; Metazoa; Chordata; Mammalia; Carnivora; Phocidae. The record is from RefSeq and is a predicted model, not a curated record.
GUGGUCUUUGCAGGAAGGUGGUGUGUGAGUGUGGAUACACACGGCAACAACACUUGGAGGAGGCUACCAGGCCCCACACUUUGCAGGGCAAGGAUUGGGACCCCAAAAAACAUGUGCAGGAGAUGCCAACAGACGCCUUUGGUGACCUUGUUUUCACGGGCCUGGGCCAGAAGGUGGGAAAGUACGUUCGCCUCUCCCAGGACACGCCCCCCAGCGUGAUCUACCACCUCAUGACCCAGUACUGGGGCCUGGACAUCCCCAACCUCCUCAUCUCGGUAACAGGCGGGGCCAAGGACUUCAACAUGAAGCCCAGGCUGAAGAGUGUCUUCCGAAGAGGCCUGGUCAAGGUGGCCCAGACCACAGGGGCCUGGAUUAUCACCGGCGGGUCCCACACGGGCGUGAUGAAGCAGGUGGGCAAGGCGGUGCGGGACUUCACCCUGAGCAGCAGCUACAAUGAAGAAGAAGUCGUCACUGUCGGAAUUGCCACGUGGGGUACCGUGCACAAUCGGGAAGGCCUGAUCCACCCCUCGGGCAGCUUUCCUGCUGAGUACAUCAUGGACGAGGAAGGCCAAGGGCACCUGACCUGCCUGGACAGUAACCACUCCCAUUUCAUCCUUGUGGACGACGGGACCCACGGCCGCUAUGGGGUUGAGAUUCCCCUGCGGACGAAGCUGGAGAAGUUCAUAUCCGAGCAGACGAAGGAAAGAGGAGGCGUGGCCAUCAAGAUCCCCAUCGUCUGUGUGGUGCUGGAAGGGGGGCCCGGCACGCUGCACACCAUCUACAACGCCAUCACCAGCGGCACCCCCUGCGUGGUCGUGGAGGGCUCGGGCCGCGUGGCCGACGUCAUUGCCCAGGUGGCCGGCCUGCCCACGUCCGAGAUCACCAUCUCCAGGAUUCAGCAGAAGCUCAGCGUGUUCUUCCAGGAGAUGUUUGAGACCCUCAGCGAGAGCAGGAUUGUCGAGUGGACCAAAAAGAUCCAAGACAUCGUCCGGAGGCGGCAGCUGCUGACCAUCUUCCGGGAAGGCAAGGAUGGCCAGCAGGACGUGGACGUGGCCAUCCUGCAGGCCUUGCUGAAAGCCUCUCGGAGCCAUGACUACUUUGGCCACGAGAACUGGGGCCACCAGCUGAAGUUGGCGGUGGCGUGGAACCGCGUGGACAUCGCCCGGAGCGAGAUCUUCUCUGACGAGCGGCAGUGGAAGCCUUCAGAGCUGCACCCCGUGAUGAUGGCCGCCCUCAUUUCCAACAAGCCCGAGUUCGUGAAGCUCUUCCUGGAGAAUGGGGUGCGGCUGAAGGAGUUCGUGACCUGGGACACCCUGCUCUACUUAUACCAGCACCUGGACCCCUCCUGCCUGUUCCACAGCAAGCUGCAGAAGGUGCUGGCCGAGGAGCCCGAGCGGCUGGCGUCCAGGCCCACGGCCCCCCGUGUGCAGAUGCACCACGUGGCCCAGGUGCUCCGCGAGCUCCUGGGGGACUUCACGCAGCCGCUGUACCCCCGGCCCCGGACGGGCGAUCGGCCCCAUCUCCUGCUCCCCGUGCCAAACAUCAAGCUCAAUAUGCAGGGAGUGAGUCUCCGGUCCCUCCACAAGCGUUCACCAGGACAUGUGUCCUUCACCAUGGACCCAAUCCGUGAUCUUCUCAUUUGGGCCAUCAUCCAGAACCGUCGGGAGCUGGCAGAAAUCAUCUGGGCGCAGAGCCAGGACUGCAUUGUGGCGGCCUUGGCCUGCAGCAAGAUCCUAAAGGAGCUGUCCAAGGAGGAGGAGGACACGGAUAGCUUGGAGGGGAUGCUGGUGCUCGCUGAUGAGUAUGAACACAGAGCCAUCGGGGUGUUCACCGAGUGCCACCGGAAGGACGAGGAAAGAGCGCAGAAACUGCUCACCCGUGUGUCGGAGGCCUGGGGGAAGACCACCUGCCUGCAGCUGGCCCUGCAGGCCAAGGACAUGAAGUUCGUGUCUCACGGAGGCAUCCAGGCCUUUCUAACCAAGGUGUGGUGGGGCCAGCUCUGCGUGGACAACGGGCUCUGGCGGGUGAUCCUGUGUAUGCUGGCCUUCCCACUGCUCUAUACCAACCUCAUCUCCUUCAGGUACCAGGUGGCUGCUGGGCUGUGGGCAGGGGCCGGGGCCUCAGACCGUCCUUCCCCAUUGUGCUUGCAGGGG